AUGUCCUCAGGACAGGAUCGCGGCCGACUGCUUGGAUCUGGUGCUGGAGCCAAGCGUAAAGCUGAAGAGGAUUAUUCCGACAACGCGUACACCAAGAAGUCUCGUCAGCGCAUCGAUAAGAUGACUAAGAAGCAGAAGGCACUUGAUCGCUCGAAGAAGUCGAUCAACCAGCAGAAAUCCCGCAAGCUUAAAGCCUUGAGGGCUAAAAGCUCCUACAUCAGUGCGUCUGCUGAUGAGCGCGCGGCCCUUGAGGCUAGGGAAAUCCAGCAAGUUGAUAUACGAUACUCCUAUAAUAUCGUCGAUGACGAUGAAGACAAGGCUUGGGAGGAUAUCCCUUUGAAUGAGAUUGAUGAGGCUACCCAGGAAAACCUGGAUGGAGUUGAGGGCAUGCUCAACUUUGACGUUGACCUUGAUAACCAGUUGCCGACUAUUAAUGUUGCUAAGCAGUCGAAUACGAUUAUCGACAAGAUGAUCUAG
Molecule: messenger RNA, 477 nt
Organism: Colletotrichum truncatum
Lineage: Eukaryota; Fungi; Ascomycota; Sordariomycetes; Glomerellales; Glomerellaceae
Source: RefSeq, a predicted model, not a curated record